AUGUCGCAGGGUGCCAGGGGCAGCGGCAGCCUCCUCCUCCUCGCUGGGCUCCUCUCGGUGCUGGGGCCGUCCCCGACAUCCUCCAUCCACGUGUACACGCAGCGGGAGGUGUACGGCACCGUUGGCUCCCACGUCACCCUCUCCUGCAGCUUCUGGUCCAGCGAGUGGAUCUCCGAGGACAUCUCCAUCACAUGGCACUUCCAAGCUGAGGGAACCCGUGACAGCACAUCCAUAUUCCACUAUGCCAAGGGUCAGCCUUACAUCGAUGACGUGGGCACCUUCAAGGAGCGGAUGGAGUGGGUUGGCAAUCCCCACCGUAAGGAUGGCUCCAUCGUCAUCCACAACCUGGACUACACCGACAACGGCACCUUCACCUGCGACGUCAAGAACCCCCCUGACAUUGUGGGCAAGUCCUCCCAGGUCACGCUCUACGUCUUUGAGAAAGUGCCCACCCGCUAUGGUGUUGUGCUGGGCUCCAUCAUCGGUGGGGCUCUGCUGCUGGUGGCCGUGGUGGUGGUCCUCGUCUAUCUCAUCCGCUACUGCUGGCUGCGGCGGCAGGCAGCCCUGCAGCGACGGCUGAGUGCCAUGGAGAAGGGAAAGCUGCAGCGAUCAGCCAAGGAUGCGUCCAAGCGCAGCCGGCAGGCACCCGUGCUCUACGCCAUGCUGGACCACAGCCGCAGCACUAAGGCAGCAAGUGAGAAGAAAGCCAAGGGAGCCCCAGGAGACUCCCGUAAGGAUAAGAAAUAG
Molecule: messenger RNA, 747 nt
Organism: Nipponia nippon (crested ibis)
Lineage: Eukaryota; Metazoa; Chordata; Aves; Pelecaniformes; Threskiornithidae
Gene: MPZ
Product: myelin protein zero
Biological process (GO): myelination
Cellular component (GO): plasma membrane
Source: RefSeq, a predicted model, not a curated record